Bacidia gigantensis is the source of this 1371-nucleotide messenger RNA. RefSeq lists its product as uncharacterized. Bases 1 to 1371 code for a protein of 456 amino acids. NCBI's taxonomy places the organism in Eukaryota, Fungi, Ascomycota, Lecanoromycetes, Lecanorales, Ramalinaceae. The transcript is spliced from 2 exons. The record is from RefSeq and is a predicted model, not a curated record. Gene Ontology annotation, molecular function: chloride channel activity.
AUGUCGUCCACAGCUACGACGAUCAGCUCUCCGCCCUCCUCCGCACAAAUGGGAGGAAGCAUGGAACCGAAAGAUGCCCAUAUCAAUAUAGAGAGCGCCCAGUCAACCCCCGUUCGUCGAACUUCGCCUCACCAAAAUGGGACACGCCGUCCUCCGUUGCACCAUCACAACACGGCCGAUGAGUACUUCGUUGGCCCCGCAGACCUCGAGCGCUUCACCAAGCUCCCUGAUUUCCUUCGGAUGCAUGGAAGCAUCACCCCUCGCAUGAUUUUACCGCUAACAUUCGUCGGAAUCUGGUCGACUUUAAUCACCUUGAUCUCACAUCUCUGGUUUCCACUAGUCGUCAACUCGCUCCUCCUCACAGUCCUUGGUUUCGUAGUCGGUCUUGGAAUCUCUUUUCGAACAUCAUCUGCAUACGAGCGCUAUGUCGAUGGCAGACGCUUCUGGGCUCAAUUAAGCCAAAGCUCCCGAGAUCUGGCCCGACAUAUCUGGAUCCACGCCGACGAGCGUCACGAGAAGACCCCAGAGGCCGGGAAAACUGAUCUCCUUGCCAAGAUCUCCGCGCUCAACCUCAUUGUUGCCUUCGCCAUAGCUCUUAAGCACAAACUCCGUUUUGAACCCUAUACAAAUCAUGAGGACCUCGCUCCACUAAUCUCUCAUCUUGAUACCUUCGCCGGCGAAGCCACAAAUAUCACGCCCCCUCCCCCUCCCAACCCCAUCUCCCGCUGGAAACGCGGGGGUGAAUACCUCGGUCUCUCCUUCGCAGAAUCCAACCCCCGCAAACAAAUGAAGCGUGCCCGCCGCAACAUGGGCAAUCUUCCCCUUGAGAUCCUAACAUACCUGUCCGCCUACACCUCCUCGAUCGUCAAGAACGGUACUCUCGACGCCGGCGUGCCGCAAGCCCAAGUCCUCGGAAAUCUCGCUUCUUUGAAUGAGGUCUUAGCUGGAACGGAGAGGGUCCUGAACACACCUCUUCCCGUCGCCUACUCCAUCGCCAUCUCCCAAAUCACAUGGGUGUACGUCUUGAUGCUACCAUUUCAGCUCUGGGAUGCCCUCCGCUGGAUCACGAUCCCCGGCACUAUCAUUGGCGCAUACAUCAUCCUCGGCAUUUCUGCAAUCGGGAGAGAGAUCGAAAAUCCCUUCGGUCAUGAUGUAAAUGACCUCCCACUCGAGAACUUCUGCAAGGGGCUGGCAGAUGAGGUCAAUGUGAUUAUGGCACGGCCUAGACCGACAGCCGAGAGUUUUGGGAAAGGCGUGGGGGAGAUAAGGGAGAGUCUGAGACGGAAGGCGGAGAGGGCGAGUGCUGGGGAUGGGAAUGAGAGGGUGCAUGAAAGGGUGGUGGAGAAGGUCAUGAGACAUGUGCCCGUUUGA